AUGGAAUGGUUAUCGGCCUUUGCAUACGGCCCGGCAUUUGUGUUCAGUGUGUGUAGAGCACUGUUCACCUAUAUGCUGGGUCUGGUCCGGUUCCUGGCCAUCCCUCUCCUCUACGUGGGCCAUGGCCUCCUCCACCUGGCUCUCCUCCCCUUGCGGGUCCUGGCCAAGUUCGAGGUCUUUCUCUCUUUUGUCACGGGCGCCUUGUUGACCGGGGCGACGAUUGGCUUGCUUGUCUAUUGGACGGGAGCCUCCCUAUCGCACGUCCUGCGCAUCUCCGAGGAUGAUUCCAGUCCGCCGCCAGACGACGUAGAGCCCCCAGAGCCGCCAUUCGACUACCUAGCCGAGUAUAAGGCCAUGGGGGAUCGCCAAUUGCUCUCGACGGCGAUCGUGGAAGAGGAAGAGACCAGCCAGGAUAAGUUCAUCGAUAUCAAAAUCAUGUCCUCUUCUCAUCAUCUCGCGCACUCGCCCCUGUCUAUCCUCGGCUACUUUCCCGGUGACGUGACCGAGAUCCCUGAAUUCGUGAUCAGGGCCGAAUCCGGCCACCCUACAUAG
Penicillium riverlandense is the source of this 552-nucleotide messenger RNA. RefSeq lists its product as uncharacterized. The coding region runs from base 1 to 552 and encodes 183 amino acids. NCBI's taxonomy places the organism in Eukaryota, Fungi, Ascomycota, Eurotiomycetes, Eurotiales, Aspergillaceae. The transcript is spliced from 3 exons. The record is from RefSeq and is a predicted model, not a curated record.